ACGCCAAUGCCGAAUGCUAGCAACCUUGGUGAUGACAUGCAAGUUGACAUGCCUCAGACGAAAAGAGCUCGAAUAACGUCGCAAAGCAACGGUGUUGUCGAAAGUACUGAAACUGAUUGGCUUAACGUAGUUCUUAAUAAACAAGAGGUGGAUCCUAGUUGUGAAGCCUGGGAUUUCUACUUCCAAGACUCUCAGGUGCCAAAACAUAAGGUUCCUAAUUCUGACAUCACCUUCGCUACGCCUUUCGUUUUCAAGCCUGUAAAUCCGGCCCAGGGAUUUCCAACUGGUGAUUCACCAAACUCUUCUCGAAGACAAGAAUCUUUAUUCUCUUCAAACUAUCCGUCUUUCUCUGCAAAUACUUUAUCCGAAGACCAAGUCGGUAAGAUAGUUGAGAUUCUUGGAACUGUAUUGGAAGAAGUAAAAGGUAAUAUAUGGAGGACUGUCCUAAGUCAAAAUAAAGAUCAUUUAAUACCACCAAGCUUUAUCCGCGAGUUUAAUAAGCUUGUGAACGAGUCUUCUUACACACAACCUACAAACAUUAAACCCCCUCUCAUAAAAACCGUAGAACACUUACGUUCCAUCUUUUCCCCUUCAAACACUUCUAUCACAUUAUCUUCCGAUGCAGAAUUAUAUAGCCACAUAUUUAAUUUUUAUUGCCAAAUGGCUGCUUUUUUAACUGUGAUCCAUUUGUUUUUUGAUGUCAUCGUUAUGGAUUUUUUGUGUGAGCGUGAAGAAGGACAGUUUACAAGACACUUAUCAAUAGAAAAGUUCAUGAAAAUUUUUGAUGAUGCAGACAAUUUUUUAUUAUAUCACUCCUCACCUGUUGAAAUAGAACCAAAUAAUAGUGAUCUAGAAGCUUUCUUUUGGUAUUACCGCGGGGUUAUACUACCUCAAACUCAAUAUCAUUAUGAACUUACAGACCGCUUUAGAAAAUUAUCAAUUUAUUUCUCUUCAUUAGACAUUACUGAAUCUAUAUUGUCAAUGUUUUAUACAAAACAUUUCUUAAACGUGUUUGCAAAAGAACAUCAAAAGGACCACGGCCAAUUUUACACUCCGAGGGAGGUUAUGAGGUUCAUGUGGGAUCGUGUUUUACUAGGUAGAGGAACUGGUACAUGGAUUGAAAAGCUUCUUAGAGGUUCUUUUCAAUCAAAUGUCAUGAGCUAUCCAAUUAGUCAAUCUUCGAUAAUGUCAUCUUCUUGGAGCACUUAUCCUCAAGCUCCAAGGGUACUGGAUCCUUGUAUGGGAAUAGGUACUUUUCUUUGCGAGUUCAUACAUCGAGUAACUCUUGCUGCACAACAAUGUCCUUCAGUGUGGCAUGAUCCAAAAGCAAUAUCCCAUCUUCUUCAGUCUUUAACCGAAAAUAUAUGGGGUAUAGAAAUCGAUGCGUUCGCGUUUCACCUUUGCAAACUUAACAUAACGAUACACAUGCUACCACUUUACAAACGCUUCGUUCAAAUUUCCUACUCGAAUGAGAUUAAAUUACCACGUUUACAUCUGUUUUGUAAUGAUACUUUAAACUUGUAUCUUCCAAAGCGAGAACUUACGUGGGAAUAUAAUAAUUUAUGGCUACUGCGUUCUCCUCAACGUCUUAAAUUUGAUUAUAUAGUAACUAAUCCUCCUUAUAUGAUCCGAAAGACUGGGUUCAUAUCAGAGCCUGACAGUGAACUUUUCGAUGAACGAGUGUUGGGUAAAGGUGGCAUGCAAGCUUAUGCUUACUUUUUUUGGUUUUGCGUCGAAAGAUGUCGGGAAGAGGCUGGGGAAAUAUGCCUUAUUAGUGGUGA
This is a messenger RNA of Racocetra persica, 1781 nucleotides long. Lineage: Eukaryota; Fungi; Glomeromycota; Glomeromycetes; Diversisporales; Gigasporaceae. The record is from the annotation of a GenBank genome assembly.